Molecule: messenger RNA, 744 nt
Organism: Equus caballus (horse)
Lineage: Eukaryota; Metazoa; Chordata; Mammalia; Perissodactyla; Equidae
Gene: GZMB
Product: granzyme B (granzyme 2, cytotoxic T-lymphocyte-associated serine esterase 1)
Biological process (GO): proteolysis
Cellular component (GO): intracellular membrane-bounded organelle; cytoplasm
Molecular function (GO): serine-type endopeptidase activity
Source: RefSeq, marked provisional
AUGCAGCUUCUCCUGCUCCUGCUGGCGUUUUUACUGUCCCCUGGGACAGAGGCAGGGGAGAUCAUCGGAGGACAUGAGGCCAGGCCACACUCCCGUCCCUACAUGGCAUUGGUUCAAUUUCUGGUUGAAGAGAAAAAGCACAGGUGCGGCGGUGUCCUUGUGCGACAGGACUUUGUUCUGACAGCUGCUCACUGCUGGGGAAGCUCUUUCAAGGUGACUCUGGGGGUCCACGACAUCGAGAAGCAGGAGACAACCCAGCAGAAUUUCUCUGUGAAAGCAGCCAUCCCACACCCAGACUAUAACCCUAAGAACUACUCCAACGACAUCAUGUUACUAAAGCUGGAGAGAAAGGCCAAGCUGACUGCAGCUGUGAGGACCCUAAGCCUGCCCAGGGCCAAGGCCCAGGUGAGGCCGCGACAGGUGUGCAGAGUGGCCGGAUGGGGGAUAGUAUCCCUGAUGGGCAGCUUCUCAGACACGCUGCAGGAGGUGGAGCUGACCGUGCAGCAGGACCGGGAGUGCGAAUCUUACUUACGCAAUUAUUACAACAGUACCACUCAGCUCUGCGUGGGGGACCCGAAGGAAAAGAAGUCUUCCUUUAAGGGGGACUCCGGGGGCCCUCUCGUGUGUAAGAACGUGAUCCAGGGCAUUGUCUCCUAUGGACGAAACAAUGGGACACCUCCACGGGCCUUCACCAAAGUCUCGAGUUUCCUGUCCUGGAUAAAGAAAACCAUGAAAAGCCUCUAA